Molecule: messenger RNA, 1458 nt
Organism: Cuscuta campestris
Lineage: Eukaryota; Viridiplantae; Streptophyta; Magnoliopsida; Solanales; Convolvulaceae
Source: the annotation of a GenBank genome assembly
CUCCACCUAAACUAAUCCAGAAGGUAGCGGAUGAUCCAGAAUACCAAAAAAUGGAAGCAAUUCGUCUCCGCAGCUCACCGAUUUGUUAGGAUUCUGACAUCGAUUGGAUCAGCAUUCGGCCUAGAUUGGAGCAACGAGUCUGCAAAAUGAAGCUCAACAUCAACAAGGCCUGCGAUCUCAGCUCCAUCUCCGUUCUUCCACCUCAUGCUAGGAGAACGAGUAGUGUUGGACCGAGCGGAGCAGAGACCUCCGUUUUUGGGAAAAUUCAAACUGCACAAUUCCGUUCCCAGCAAUCUCAGCAGUCCUUUUCUCAAGGAGUUUCAUCUCAGCCUGGAAUGUUCUCUCAGUUCUCUCAGAACUCUCUCGAUGAAAUUGCUAUAAGCGAGCAGAGAUUCGAUUCUCAAGAAAAAGAGAAUUCUGCAAGGAGAACAUCUUGUUUGCCUCUGAUCAACCACACAAAAGAAGAGAGUCAAUUGCAGUUGCCAAGGAACUCAAGCAAUUACAUGCAUAAGCGAUCUGCCAAUGAAUUCAGAUGCCAAAUCAGCGAACAACUUGAACACAGAAUUGGAGUGAUGGAAACAUCAUUGAAUAGGUUGGGAAUGAUCCUUGACUCCAUCCAGAGUGACAUAAUACAAGUUAAACGAGGAAUAAAAGAGAUGUCAUCAGGGACCGAAAGCUUAUGGAAGAAGUUGGUGGCUCAUAAUGAAGCAGUGCAGUUGAUGAGCUCUGGACAAGAAAAUAUCAAAGCAAGCUUUGAAGGACUCUCCAAAUCCAUGAGUGAGGAGCUUAGGCGGAAUUUACCUCAGGAGCACCUCAAAGAGAUAUCCACUAUCGUUUCAACACUGCCUGACAAAAUUGAAACUUGUAUCGUCAAAUUACGAGAUGAUCUCAAGAAAAGCUUGAUGGAGGAAAUACAGGCUGUGGCACAUAGCAUGAAGGCUCCCUCUCAGAAAUUUGCAGUUGCCGCCUCUCAACCUGAAGUUAUCAACAACCGUAUUGCUUUGCUUGACCUGCAAUAUUUGAAUGUUGAAAAGCAUGGCAAUGAACAAACUUCAUCUUUCCCGAAGAUUGAGAUGGGAAGCUGGAAUUCUGUAAGAGAUAAACCAGCCAACAAGAACGGAAUAAAUUCCAAUCAAAGACUCAACAGGGACUUAUCCUAUGUUCAACAGGAAACGCAGCAUAAGGUUACGGUAGGCCUAGAAGAGGAUAGCGACGAAGGGUUUUCUUGCUUGCUUAAUGACCACGGAUCUGGUCCCGUGAAUUACACGAUGGAUAAUUCAAAAGAAGAUAUUAAACGGAUGCUGCGGAAAGCCAGGAGGAGAAAGAGAAAGCACUGUAACACGGUUAUUAUAGAUUGAUUGGUGAUGACAAGUUAGUUUACCAUUUCACCCUCAUCUGUUGUUUUACCAGUAGCAAAAGCCAUUUGUUAUUGUUAGCAAGUAAAUUAAAUUGUACACU